AGGAGUGACGGAGCUCUCGAAGCUUGCGCUCCAGAAUCGGAAGGAGUGGAGCGAGAGUAUGGGCGACAAACCGCUCUGGAACAAAGAUUUAAUCAACAUCUCUUUGAAUCCGGAAAAGUCGCCUACCUUUUUCCUCUGGAUUUGGAUCCCUUUCCUGCUCUUUCGGCUCCUCUUCUAUAAAACGCCGACCUACUGCUACUGCUUCCGCCUCUGUGUUCUCAGCCAUGGUGCUCGAGGGCCAUCCCCAGACCAAGGUUGGGAUCGGCAUUCCAUCGAACGAUUCGUGCGCGCCGGCGGCGGCAGCGAUCAAGUCCUCAAAGAGGAGCAGGCUGAAUAAGACCCCGCAGCGCGGCCUCGGGGUCGCGCAAUUGGAGCGUCUCCGCUGCCUCGAAGAGCAGCACAAGAACGCCGGCGACGCUUCUUCCUCCUUGGACCCCUCACAGCCUUUUGGACUCUCGCCGCCGCCACGGCCUGUAACCGAUGCCGCCCCCAUGAAUGAGCAGCAACGGCCGCACCAGCAACAGCCGCCAGGAUUUUCCCCGACGCUUUGGGAUGCUGUCGAUCUUAACGAUGAUCCUUCAGCGAAGAAAAUCGAAACCCCUUUUUUCAGUAGCAAUGCCCGAUCGGCAAACUUGGUCUACAUGAAGCGGCAACAGCGACCGCCAACUGAACUGGUGAAUUCUUCUUCGACAUUUCUCUUGUCACCUGGAGUGAAUCAGCCUAUGGAGCCCCCUUCAAACCAAAACACCUCUAACAAUUACGACUUGCUUUCUUGUUGGAGAGAUCAGGGAAAGAAUUUAGUAGAAAUAGUUGGCAACAGGCUGUCUCGCCCUUCUCAUCUCGACAAUCCCACGGCUUAUUACCCUCAAAAUCCUUUGCUCUCCAGAGAUGAUUACUGGCCACCAAUUCCGCACACUUCACGAAAAAGAGGAACCACUUCAACUUCCUUCAUGGACAUAAGGAGUUCGGAUAGUUAUAGUGAGAAAAGGAACAAAGAAGGUUGCAGGGGUAAUAAUGGUGUUUGUUUUAGCUUAGGUUUGGUCUCCACAUCGAAUUCGCGAUCUAUUGGCAACCCUGCGUAUCGUCAGUAUGAUUGUCCUAAUUUCGGCUUGCAACAUAAUCAGAAAAGCUCAGACAAUGUCUCUUCAUCUAUUCUAUAAUUUCCUGUCUCCUGGUCCAACUAGAAAUGAGAAAAGACCAUCUGUGAUGAGAGAACCACUAGUUGGUGGAAUUGAUCUCGACCGGAAACUUUAGGAGAUUUUUGUGCUUUGGAUGGAUUCUUCAUACAAAUAAUUAUUCCAUGGUCAUCUUUUGUUAUUUAUUGUAUCAAGACAAAGUGGCACAUAACAACCACAUAAGACAUCAGAAGCUCUAUCUCUUCAGAAAUGGAUGAAAAAGGCCAUGCGAAUGAAGAACUCCCAUGGCUCAACUUAAAAUGGAGCGAGUUGCUCACUUAAGUACCAGAAACCUUUUGUUUCAGCUCUUUUGAGUAUUUUCUUCUCUGUUGAAUUGUGGCGUGAUAAGAUAUUGAUCUGGCGAAUGUGUAAGCUGGUAUUUGAUGAGACGCCAAGAGUGGUAGAAACCAAAUUGUGAUUUCUUCACUAUCAAGCCCUAUUUGUUUACAUAGGGAGACUUGAAUCACUAAAGGAGUUUCAGCACAGUGGACAGACAGCGACAAGCACCCAAAAUUUCAGCUACACCUUGUUGAUGGGUCAAGAACAAUCCAUCAUUCGCUUGAUUCAAAUUAAUCGUAUGGACAACCAUAUAAAACAGAAACGGUGUAUCAAACAUUCAAACGUUCAGAUCUCUACUUCAAUAUUUGUCGUUUGUUCAGUGUCUUUCCUGACGGAUUAAAUUUAUCCCAUGUGGUUGUAAUUCUUCUUUCUUUAGUAAAACCCACAGAGUGUUCCAGUUAUGAUGCAAGUGAGAAUGAAAGACGCUGAACUUUCUCAAUGGGAACAUCUAAUGUGUUUGCAUCUCUUCCUGGUGAAAUUACCAAAGUUCUGAUUAUGCUA
Zingiber officinale is the source of this 2015-nucleotide messenger RNA. RefSeq lists its product as uncharacterized. Lineage: Eukaryota; Viridiplantae; Streptophyta; Magnoliopsida; Zingiberales; Zingiberaceae. Gene Ontology annotation, molecular function: DNA-binding transcription factor activity. The coding region runs from base 225 to 1160 and encodes 311 amino acids. The transcript is spliced from 6 exons. The record is from RefSeq and is a predicted model, not a curated record.